UCUUAUUCUGAUAAUUCGUCUUAUAACUCGGUGUUUCUGUCUAAUCAGAUAAAGCCGUCAAAUGAGGACUGUUACAUAUCUGAUUCUUGGGCUGAUGAUUGAGACCGCAUCUGGGGUUCGCCUUGGUGUAAAGGGGACCCAUUUCACGUACAAUGGACACAGGGUAUUUUUAGCUGGAAUCAAUAAGCCCUGGGAACAGUACGCUUACGACUUUGGAAAUGGCCAGUAUAACAGCGUCAAGACCGAUUACGAACAAGUUUUUCAGAAACUGCAGGAUGUUGGAGCCAACUCUAUUCGAAUUUGGAUUCAUAUGGAAGGAGAAUCUUCGCCCCACUUUAAUGACAGUGGUCACGUUGCAGGCCUUGAUAGUGGCGGUACCUUUAUUAACGAUAUGACGUCAAUGUUAACAGCUGCUCAGAACCGUAACAUCUUUGUUUUUCCAACGUUAUGGAACGGUGCUGUCAGGCAAGAAACACACUACCGUCUCGAUGGUUUAAUCAGGGAUACUGGAAAGCUUCAUUCUUAUAUAAACUACGCCCUGAAGCCCAUGGUACAAGCCCUGAAGGAUAUGCCAGCCCUCGGGGGUUGGGAAUUAAUGAACGCGCCGGAAGGAAAGUUGAAACCCGAUUUGACUGGCAACGACUCUUGCUUUGAUACGCAAUAUCUCCGUUACUCCGGUGCGGGAUGGGCAGGCAAACUUUAUACACCAGAGGAACUUUUGAGGUUUUUUAAUUGGCAAGCUGCUGCAAUUAAAGAGGUGGACCCAUACGCUCUAGUUACUGUGGGGGCUUGGAAUGGAAAAGUCAUCACAGACAACUUUGGUUUUCAUAACUUGUACAAAGACCGUUGUCUAGUUACGGCUGGGGAAAAGGCCAAUGGCACUUUAUCCUUCUAUCAAGUCCAUUCUUACGAUUGGCAAGGACAAUUUGGGAUCGAGUCUCCAUUUAAGCAUAAUUUCGAAGACUUUGGCUUACAAAAACCUUUGGUUAUUGGGGAAUUCCGAGAGAAGGAUGGCGGUGGUAUGACGAUUAAUCAGUUGUAUGAUCAUGCCUAUAUUAAAGGAUUUGCCGGUGGUUGGGCCUGGUCACAAAAAGACGGCAAUAUGACUAACAUGUUACAAGGGCUGAUUCACCUCAGGAACUGUCAUAACGGUCGCCAUGGAACUGUUCAAGUACAGAUCCAAUAAGCAUAAAAUAAUAAAAAAAUUUUUAGAUUAUCAUCUGUUAAUAGAAAAUGUAGUAUUUUAAAUUCAGUGACCUUGAAUAUUGUCUAAUAUAUUCCAUACUUAAUUAUGAAUAGAGCAUUUCUGGUAGUUUUCUGUAUGUCAACUCGAGAUAAAAAAUAUUUGAAUGAAAGAUGUUAUUAAAUAUUAAUCCCAAACACUCAAGUAAGGUACUGGAUACAAUAUAUUAACACGAAUCAAAUGUAACGUAAACCACUGUAACAUAUUUCACAAAAAGAUGAUUAUUUGGCCCUUAAAAAAAUUACAACAUUCUGAAAUUAGCAUUGAUAGUUUUGAUUCAAUGAUUUGCAUUCCAUAUAUUAGUUGCUGUAUUAAAAGUAAACAGUU
Saccostrea echinata is the source of this 1570-nucleotide messenger RNA. Its product is annotated as mannan endo-1,4-beta-mannosidase-like. The record is from RefSeq and is a predicted model, not a curated record. The transcript is spliced from 7 exons. Bases 62 to 1186 code for a protein of 374 amino acids. Lineage: Eukaryota; Metazoa; Mollusca; Bivalvia; Ostreida; Ostreidae.